This is a messenger RNA of Cylicostephanus goldi, 318 nucleotides long. The record is from the annotation of a GenBank genome assembly. Lineage: Eukaryota; Metazoa; Nematoda; Chromadorea; Rhabditida; Strongylidae.
AUGUCUCUGGAGUCGCUCCUGUCAACGAGACUGCUUCGAGCUGUAUCGCUCAGCGAUUCAGUAUACGAUGGAGUCAUUUUGGUGACAAACUGCGCAAAACUUGUGGCCGAAACUCCAGUGCUGAAGGGAGUCUCAGAAGCUGUUCUAGAUUUCAUUGAGGUCCAUCGAGGAGCGCUUUCAUCGUCGAACAUAGUCCCAGUUGACAAGCGGGUAAUCCCUUCCGGCCGGCUUAUUCUUGCCGGUACAGGGCCAGUGAACAGAGAUUUUGAUGACGUCCGUCGUUUCCAGACAGCAGCACGAAAUGGAGUAAAAUUGUGA